Molecule: messenger RNA, 1260 nt
Organism: Guillardia theta CCMP2712
Lineage: Eukaryota; Cryptophyceae; Pyrenomonadales; Geminigeraceae
Exons: 6
Coding region: 1-1260 (419 amino acids)
Biological process (GO): tRNA splicing, via endonucleolytic cleavage and ligation
Cellular component (GO): nucleus
Molecular function (GO): polynucleotide 5'-hydroxyl-kinase activity
Source: RefSeq, a predicted model, not a curated record
AUGUUCUCCCUCGAGGUUGGAGAGGAGCUGAGGAUCGAGGCGGACUCGAAGAAGGUAUUUGUCACCCUUGACACAGGGCAUGCAGAGAUCUUCGGGUGGGAGCUGCCUUGCGGGGAGACCGUUGAGCUAGCUCGAACCAAGUUGGCUCUCUACACCUGGCAUGGGUGUAUGAUCUCGGUGCGGGGGGAACCCAAGUGCUGCUAUAAGGGAGACACCACGCCGAUGAAGACGUUUGCCAACCUUCACGCGUACCUGCAGCAGAGUCGCCGCGCAGCCCUCAACUCCAACACCAGCGGGCCGAGGAUCAUGGUGGUUGGCCCGCCCAACACCGGCAAGUCGUCGCUGGUCAAGUUACUCCUCAACUACGCUGUGAGGGAGGGAGAGAGGCCGAUGAUGGUGGACCUGGAUGUCUCCAAGGCCCGCGCUCUUUUCCUCCCUGGUUCGCUAGGAGCCGUCGCCGUUACCUCUUUCAUCUCACCAACGGACAGCAACUCCAUGGCUCAUCCCCUCGCCUACUACUACGGUUACAGAGAUUGCACACGGUCAAGCGACCUCUUCAAGAGUCUAGUCGAUGACCUUGCCACACAAAUCGCAGCGAGGCAGAACAGUGGCUUUGACGAGCAGGGCAAAGCUGCAGGGCUGGUCAUUGACACGUUCUCAUACCACGCGAGCAGCCAGCCGUCGUAUGACCUGCUGGUGGCGUGUGCCAAGUCGAUGAAGGCCGACAUCAUCGUUGUGAUGGACAUGGACAAACUUUUCUGCGACCUCCAGCGAGACCUGGGAGGGUCGGAUGAAGGAGGAGUUCAGAUCAUCAAGCUAGCCAAGGGGGGUGGAGUCGUCGUUCCGGAUCAUUCCUUCCAGAAGCAGGCAGAGAAGGAGGUGAUACAAGAUUACUUCUACGGCAGAGAGCGGGAGCUCUGCCCACGUCCCAUCGUAUUCCCCUUCUCCAAAUUGCAGUUUUUUCGCACUGCCGCUACCCCGCAAGUCCCGAAGGAUGCUCUGCCGAUAGGGAUCACAGCGAUCGAGAGCAAGAUGGAGGUGCAGGUGGUAGAGCCUGACCUGAACUUGGAAAACAAGCUCCUGGCGGUUGCUGGCCGAAACCCCUCAGACGACCAGGAGCUUGUUUGCGUUAACGUAGCAGGAUUUGUACAUGUGCAGCGAGUGGAUCUACAGGAGGAGAAGCUCACCAUCCUGGCGCCCAACGGGCUGCCGAUGCCCUCCUCGAAGCUGCUGGUGGGUGACAUCGACUUCUUAGAGUGA